Nelumbo nucifera (sacred lotus) is the source of this 2143-nucleotide messenger RNA. RefSeq names its product putative two-component response regulator-like APRR6. Gene Ontology annotation, biological process: cytokinin-activated signaling pathway; phosphorelay signal transduction system. The record is from RefSeq and is a predicted model, not a curated record. Gene Ontology annotation, molecular function: DNA binding. NCBI's taxonomy places the organism in Eukaryota, Viridiplantae, Streptophyta, Magnoliopsida, Proteales, Nelumbonaceae.
CUUCCUAGUAGAAUUUCUUUUCUGUUUCUAAUUUAUCCUUUUUACAGUCAUGUCAGAUAAUAUAGACAUGUCUACAGCAAUCAGAGUACUUGAAAAUGGAGCCUGUUUCUUUCAUAUGAAGCCCUUGUCCAUGGAUGCUCUUUGGGGCAUAUGGCAACAUGUUCUCAUCAAGAGGGUUUCUCAGCGUAGGGAAACUGAAGAAGCCGGAAGCAUGGAAGAUGUGGGAUUUUUUAAGGCUUUGGAAGGCAUUGACUGUCAAUCCCUGGUAAAUGGAAGAAGAACCAAAUUCAAAAGAAUGAGGGAAGAGCAUGAAGAAAGCAAAGGCAACCAGAAAACUAACAAUGAAGACUUGAAAGAGAAGAAGAAAUCCAAAGGAAUGGCUCUUGCUGCUGAAGAGGAACAAUGUGAGAGCAAAAACACCGUCAGCAGUAGGGCCAAGAAGCCAAAGUUGUGCUGGGAAGAUAAUGGUCUUCAUGACCUGUUCAUGGACGUUAUUCGGAAAAUAGGCUUAGAAAAUGCUACCCCAGCAAAGUUACUUAAACUAAUGAAUGUACCUGGAAUAACAGUGCAACAGGUCACCAGUCACUUGCAGAGGUUGCGCACCUACGUACGAAGUCGUAAUCAACUUGCUGCCACAAUGAAGAAACGUGGACGAAAGGACAGAUCGAUCUUUAAUGUGCCCAUUGGACCAGCACCCAAGACCAGCCAUCCAUUCAGUCAAUCUGACAUUGCUCCGAGAAUCGAUCUCAGUCAGCAAUUAUCAAGAAACAGAAGACAGGAAGCAAUGUUACAUGCGAGAUUACCAGCAACAACCCAUGAAAACCAAAUGCUACCAUUUCAUGCACAGAGAAGAAAUGGCAACCUUUCAGGUAUUUUUGAUAUGAUGCUAGCUCAGGAUUGGAGAAUGGGUGCUUCAUCCAGUUGUAUUGAGCCUGCAGGACGCAGUGAUGCAACGCAGAUGAUCCAUCCACACCUGCAGGUGGAACCGAGAGAGUUGGAAAGCAGAGCAGUUGAUGACCAGAGAAUGUUGAGUUUGAGUGCUCAGACUCAGAACAUUAGCUACCUUGGGCAUGUUGGAUCAUUGGACAGUUCAUUCCAGCAACCAAGCAUGGAGAACAUUCUCAGCUCUCCUGGAGUUCAGAUGAUGAAUAAUGUGGAACCCCCUCGUCCCAGCAAUUCCUUGAAUCGGGACCAACCCACAAGAGCCCCAGUUAAUGGAAUUCAGAACAUAUGUCCUUGUCCCAACAGUUCCUUGAAUCAGGACCAACCCACAAGGACCCAAGCCGACGGAAUUCAGAACGUAUGUGAUGUGGGUGGUGCUGGCCACUGUCAAAAUGCAGAGCUUAUGGAGGAGAGUGGUGAUACUCUGGAUGAUCUUGCUGGUAGUUUCUGUCUUGAUUUUAAUGACUUGAUGGAGAGUCCUCCAUUUGAAAACAGUACUUCAGUACCUUCGAAACAACUUGAUGGGGUUGAUUUUGAUAAAGUGUUUUCCGACCAGGUCAGUAUCUUUAUUUCUUUGAUUCAAGGUUAGUACCAUAGACUUCGUAGUUUCAAGCAAGGUCUAAACAGUUACAGAUUUUAGUGUCAUCGUAAAGUUCAUAACUAACUUGUAGUUUUUCCUUUUAGUCUAUGUAGCAGGAACAAAAUUUGCUGAUUUGCAAAGCAGAAGACCGCAUUUAUCUGAACGAGAACAGAAAUUAAGGAAACAUGGUUGGCGUUUAGCAGUGAAAAAAUGACCAGUACUAGAAACUGUUUUGGUUCCUAAAAAUCUGACGUAGAGGGAGGCAGUUGUUGAUUGCUUGGAGAGUUGGAGGUUGAAAGAUGACCUGAAGUUGUAAAGUGGCUUGUAAUCCUUUUGGUAUUCUAAUGUGCACACGGGGCACACUGGAACAAUGAGGGGAGUCUGCCGAUAAGCAGUUUAGAAUUAACCCCCGUGGCCAAGACUCCUUUCUGGGAGGGAUGCCUUCUGGCAAACUCAACUAGGAAUAGAUUGGUAAAUGACUUUUACUUGUAUACUUAUGUAACAUGUAUAUAAUUGUAAUUAUUUUUAGAAUCAGAUCUCAACAUUUUUCUAAGGGAACUGUCAAAAAGUAACUUUUCCUUUGAAAAUGCCAACAAAAGCAUUGUAUGUAUAAUAAGUCCA